AUGGCAGAAACAUUACGAAAAGCAGUUAUUUUCUGCUCUACUAUUUUUACAUUGAUAGGAAUGGGUCUUUCUAUUGCAGCAAUUUUGACUCCAUCAUGGCAGGUAGUAAAUCUGCAAGAGUAUAACUCAAUUCAUGAACAUGGCCUCUGGUUGGACUGCAUAAGGCAUACUCGCGACGGAGGUGGUGUCCUCCUUCGGAGAUAUGCAACAAUGAAUGAACCUUUGCAUUGUGUUUACAAAUUUGACUACGAUAAGUAUUCUGGCACAUUUGACCUAGAGGAUGAUAAUUCACCUGUUGGUGAAGUAAAUCGGCAUAAAUUUUAUGGAUGGCAUACUUCAACGUUGAUAAUGCUUGCUCUUGCCCUGAUCACUUCAUUCUUCUCAAUUUGUCUUGGUGCUUGUGGGUGUUGUUACGCAUCUCUUUCAUUGUUAUUUACAGCUACAACUUUGUUGACCACAUUUCUUUCAUCCGUUGCCGAAGGUGUCUUUUUCUUCUUUUCCCAUAGAGCAGACAAUCGUUUCAUCAAGGGUAUUGUCGGCACCUAUGAGCAAAGGGUUGGCCUAGCUUUUUUCCUUCAAAUGGCUGCUUGUUUCUUUCAUUUUAUUGCCUUUUUAAUUGCCAUGCUGGCCACAUAUUUUGCUUUUACACAAAAAGGAGUUGUUUUGGAUCGUGAGCGAUAUUCAUUGCAAAAUUCGUCCAAAACUAAUAUCACAAAUAUGGGAAGAUCUAUGGAAUUCGAACAUCCUGUAUUCGUUCAACAAGCACCACCUCCAACCAGGCCAAGAACGGCCGCACCGUACAACUUGAAGCAAACAGACAUGGAUUUUGGGCGCAGUGUAGCAGAUUCAAUGCCUGAACUAAGUCGUGAUAGGAGCUAUCCAUCUGAUAUUGCCAUGGGAGGAAGAAUUAGCCGCAAAUCAGAAACUUGCGUUUGA
Molecule: messenger RNA, 936 nt
Organism: Meloidogyne enterolobii
Lineage: Eukaryota; Metazoa; Nematoda; Chromadorea; Rhabditida; Meloidogynidae
Source: the annotation of a GenBank genome assembly